AGAGGGCAGUACUGUUUUGGACUUCCUUACAGUCACUGCUGAGGUCUCAUAAAUAACAAUCUGAGUCAGUGCUGGAGGGAGGCUAGCAUUAGCUGGCUUUAAUAUAUGGGAAACGAAGAAGCCUAAUUUAAAAGUGGCAAAGCAGCGCAGUGAAGCAUGAACCUGCUAUGAAAGACCCAGGAGGACAUUUGGGGCUUCGUUCGGGCUGUCCAGGCCACUUCCAGCCUGCUGGAGGAUUAGAGAGGAACCCCACAGGAGAAUUUAGUAAAUCCUGACUUCUUCAACGUCCAGACUGGAGGUGUGGACGCCAUGGCCAGUCCACAGCAGACUGAUUUGUCAUAUGCGUGGGAAAAGUACAUGGACUGUAGACUGCAAGGAGCGGAUCUGCAGGUCAGCCUUCAGAGUCUGGAGAAUUUCCUCUGUCUCUUCCACUACGUGCAGCACCACCCCAACCCCAGCACCAAAGAUGCACUGAAAUUCUGCUCAGACAUGAGUGGGGCCAGUAACACACUGGCGAGGGAGUUCCUGACUGAUGUACAUCAACUAUGCAGCGCGGUGGCCCAGAGAGCAGAGGCACGGGAGGAAGAUGAGGAGGAGAGUCACAUGGUGGCACUGGGCGAGUACCUGGUCAGAGGACGAGGCUUCCUGUUACUCAGCACUCUGGACUCAAUCAUUGACCAGGAGCUGACCUGUCGAGAGGAGCUGCUCACUUUGCUGCUGUCUUUACUCCCAUUGGUCUGGAAGAUUCCUGUGCAGGAGGAAAAAGCCCCAGAUUUCACCCUGCCGUCCCUACUGGAGGUUUUCCUCAGUCGGGAGGUGAAGGCUGUCCCUCCCAGAACAGGACAGAAGGCUGCAGCAGAUGAACAGAGCUCUGGGAAGAAGGCCCGUGUUGGCAGUGGCACCUGGAAAUCACGCAGGUCGCGCAGAACAGCACAGCGAUACUCUGUAAAAGAUGCUCGCAAGUCCCAGGUUUCUACCUCAGAUUCAGAAGCCAACUCUGAAGACAAAGCUGUCCUCGGCCCAGGUGGUGGCAGGAGCCGAAGAUCACAUGGCUCCACCAUCCAGGUAAGCUGUCAGCAUCAUCGUUCCGAGGCCUCCCACUUAACAUCCACCACUGCGACAGAAACCAUGAGUGCACCAUACCCCCAUCCCAGAGCCCCUGGAGUCCAGAUGGCUGACACUGAAACCCUGACAGAUCCGGCUGCAAUAUCAAUAUUCAACCGCAUGGAAAACUCGCCCUUCGAUCUCUGCCAUGUGUUGCUUUCCCUCCUGGAGAAGGUGUGCAAGUUUGACAUGAGCAUCAACCACAACCCUGGCCUGGCUGUCAGCGUUGUACCGACUCUCACAGAGAUCCUGACGGAGUUUGGAGAUUGCUGCGGUCCGGGGGGAGGAGGUGGAGGUGGAACAGGAGCGGAGGAGCUUGCUGGAGGCUGGACGGAGGAGCCUAUCGCACUGGUCCAGAGGAUGCUACUACGCACCAUCUUGCACCUGAUGUCAGUGGAUGUGAGUCAGAAUGAGAGCCUUCCUGACAGCCUGAGACGGAGUCUGACGGACCUGCUGCGAGCCACCCUCAAAAUCCGGAGCUGCUUGGACAGGCAGAGCAACCCUUUUGCUCCAAGGCCCAAGAAGACUUUGCAAGAGGUUCAGGAUGACUUCUCGUUCUCCCGUUAUCGUCACAGAGCAUUACUGCUACCAGAGCUUCUAGAGGGAGUACUACAAGUGCUGCUGGGUUGCCUUCAGGCUUCCACACCCAACCCCUUUUUCUUUAGCCAGGCUCUAGAGCUCAUCCAUGAGUUUGUGCAGCACCGUGGCCUGGAGCUCUUUGAGGCCACUGUGUUGAGACUGGAGGGACUUGGCAGGGUCAGGGAUUCUGAGGUAGGAGGUGAGGCUUCAGAGAGGCUAAGAGGUCUUAUUGCAGGGGUCUUCAAGAUCAUCAGUGCUGUUAAGAAGGCAAAGUCAGAGCAGCUGCAUCAAUCCGUUUGUGCCAGACGCCGUCACCGUCGCUGUGAAUAUUCCCACUUUCUGCAUCACCACAGAGACCUGUCAGGUUUGCCAGUCUCUGCUUUUAAGCAGGCUGCCAGACGCAACCCCUUUGAAGAGGAUGGAGAAGGCAAGGAAGGGAUGGAGGGUGAUGCUGUUCGCUACCCUGAGCGCUGCUGCUGCCUGGCUGCCUGUGCCCACCAAUGUCUGCGGCUCUUGCAGCGCCUGUCUCCCAGUGGGCCUGCUGUGUUGCAGGUAUUGGCUGGGGUGCAGGCAGUUGGAAUCUGCUGUUGUAUGGACCCCCGCUCAGUCGUAGGACCCUUGCUACAUGCCUUCCAAGCUCCAGGUUUGCGUAGUUACCAGUCUCAUGUACUCAGUGUCCUGGGCAGACUGAUCUUAGACCAGCUCGGUGGGGGGCAGCCUUCAGAGAAAGCAAAGCUGGCCUCCUGUAACAUCUGCACUCUGGACAGCAGCCAGCUGCCGGGCCUGGAAGAGACCCUGCAGCACGGAGAACAUUCAGCCAUUUCUACUAGUCUUUGUUACCGCUCCCAGGGUAUUCUGCCCAGUGGAGGGGGGGCUGAGGACAUGUUGUGGAAGUGGGAUGCUCUGGAGGCCUACCAGGAGCUGGUUUUUGGAGAAGACUGGCAUCUAAGCCAGCAGAUAGCUGGCCAUGUGUGCCACCUGACUCUGCGGGGCAAUGCUAUAGUGCAGUGGCAGCUCUACACGCAUAUCUUCAACCCUGUACUGCAGAGAGGAGUAGAGCUGGCCCACCAUGCCCAGCAGCUGGGGGUUUCCACUGUCUGUACUCAGGUCUGCAGCUAUCACACACAGUGCCUGCCUGUGGAGGUACUACUCGUUUACCUGCAAAUAUUACCUGCACUUCUCAAGUCAAGGGUGAUCAGAGACCUUUUCAUUAGUUGCAAUGGGCUCAACCAGGUGACAGAGCUUGUCUACCUGGAUCAGACGCGCUCUUUGGCUUUGAAGGUGUUUGAGACUCUGAUAAUUGGCACUGGAUACCAGCAGGCUGAUGGGGUGCUUCAGGAGCUGGAGAGUGCUGAUGCUGAAGAAAGGGAGGCUGUCUUAGGCCUGGCUGAGGAACUGGGGUCCCGAGGGGUUGGAGAGGGCAGUCAGAGCCUCAGCAAGUUCUAUGAAGGCCUGAAAGAGGCAUAUCCACGGCAUAAGAGCCGUAGUGGGCAGGGAUGUGGACCAGGGCGCAGCCGAACAGAGACCCACCUUCAUGUUAUCAACCUCUUCCUAUGUGUGGCCUUCCUCUGUGUCAGCAAAGAGGCUGAUUCUGACCGGGACUCGGCCAACGACUCUGAAGACACUUCAGGUUAUGACAGUACAGCGAGUGAACCUCUGGGCGGGCGGCUGCCUUACCUGUCUCCAGAUAGUGUAGCUUUGCCCUCCAAAGAGCAGGUACGACGUGCUGCAGACGUUUGGUCAGUGUGUAGGUGGAUCUACCUGGCCAGCCCUUUGUUCCAGAGGCAGUUUUUCAGACUAGGAGGACUGGAUGUCUGCUUGCGCCUCAUGGCCAUGGUUAUACAGAAACUCUCCUGUAAGACCAAGGAUGGAAAAGCAAAGAAGAAAAGAGAUGGUAAAGGUAAAGGCAGCCCCGACUCCACAGCUCCAGCAACUUCACUGGCACUGGAGGAGACGUCUCAUGAUUCAGCCGACACCCUCAGCACUGGUCCAGCUGAGGGAAGGACCAAAGAUCCCGCAAAGAAGCUGGAGGAGGAGUGGCAACUACAAAGUAUUCGUCUCCUUGAGGCCUUAUUGGCUAUUUGUCUACACAGCGCAAACUCAACACUGCAGAGGAUAGAGCCUGAGCUUUCUUAUCAGCUCCAGUCAGUGGAGGAUACCCUGUUUGAGGUGAGAGACCAGCUGUCUCGCUCAGGAGUGGUGAACUCUGACCUUGCUGUACCGCUGUUUGACUCUCUCCUGCGAGUGGCCUUGGCCGAGGUGUCAUCCUGUCCCGAUCCCCCCGAGGAGAAGCCAGACAGGGUGAGUCCUGCCUUGGGAGAACCUAAGCUCCAGGUGUUGACGGAGGGGACAGCCCCGGCAGGCGAUCUGUCCGAGGAGGUGGACGAGGUGCAGAGCUGUGGCGUCAAGCCCCCGGGGGAGGAGGAGGGCUACGACGCCGACAGCGAAAGCAACCCUGAGGACAUGGCCAAGCAGGAAGAGGGAGUGAAGGUGGAGUCGGCCGUGUUGCGCGAGUUUGCGGCGGUGACGGACGGGCCCGGGCGUGGCGUGCUCCUGUUCCCAGAGAUCUGCACAAUGGAACUGCAGCUUCUUGCCUCCGGCUCCCCGGACCUGGAGGUUCUGAGUCAUGUGUUCCACAGCCUGCUUGGUGCGGUGCACGCCAACAGCCGCAAUGCUGCCUUACUCUAUGACCAGGGAGGAGUCAAAACUAUCUUGUCUGGCUUUCACAACAUCCUCAGUCAAACAGACCCCUCCUUUACAGAUUGCCAGACUGUGCUAGUGGAGCUGCUGGUUGCCAUGGUGAGCCAGCGAAUCACAGCGGAGGAACUGGCUCUAUUGAUUCGCCUCUUCCUGGAGAAGACCCCACCCACUGAGAUUUUACUAAAGGGCAUCUUACAAAUCAUUGAAGCCAACAUGAAUAUGGAACCUCUUCACUUCCUGACCUUUCCCAUAAUCCUUGGGGCCUCAACGCCAGCAGGAUUGUCCCCUGGCUCCAGACAAACCUGUGCUGCUGGAGGGAAAAGUGUUGGUUUGCUGUGGAAGGGCAAACUGUCUCCUGGUCGCAGGGAGGGGGAUAUAGCGUACCGACCGAGCCACCUCCGUUCCUCCCCCUGGCACAUUGCUCCUCUCCACUUACCCCUAGUGGGGCAGAACUGCUGGCCCCACAUGGCCAGCGGCUUCAGUGCCUCUAUGUGGCUGACGGUGGCAGAGCAGGAGGAGAAGGACGUGGACAAAGACAAGGAUGAAAGUAGCCCUCUUGCAGCUGAGUCACACCAUGGUUCAUCUCAGGCUGGGACAAGAUUAGUAGAGGAACGCCUCGUUCAUAUUCUGUCCAUGGGCUCCAAGGCACUGAUGCUUCAAGUGUGGGCCGACUUCUCCACAGGCUCUCUGACUUUUAGGAUUUGUAUAGACCCGAAUGACGAGAUAAAAGCAGGACUGCUGGCGCAGGCAGACUCUGGCGAAGGGCUGCUGAGAGCGGGCCAAUGGCAGCACCUCGGCCUCACUUACAGCCAGCAGCCAGAGGGAAAGAAGAACAUCCACGGGCGUGUGGUUGUCUGGGUGUGUGGCAUCUGGAAAUGUGAGGUUUCUUUGGACUACACUCUACCCAGGAAGUCCAGUUUAUCAUCUGACAGCAACAAAACCUUCUGCAUGCUGGGCCACUGUACGCCUUUCUCUGAAGAUCUUCUGAAGCAGGGUGGACGCUGGAGCAUGGGCACUGUGCUUCUGUUCAACGGGUCUAGAAUAGGAUCAGAGGAGGCCUUCUACCUUUACACCAGUGGACCAGACCUCACCUCCAUAAUGCCCUGCAAGUAUGGCAAGCCAAGUGGAACGUUCUCCAAGUUUGUCACUCAGGAAGGACUGAAGUGUGAGAACGUCAGAGAGAUUCUGAUGAAGAGCAAGGAUAUAGACACGACGACUCUGGUUGAGAGUUUGGCAGUGGUGUAUGCCCCCAGCAGUCCACGAGUCUACACCAUCUAUGAACCUGUAAUCAGACUGAAAGGUCAGGCCAAAACAGUGAUUACCCAGCGGCCUUUCAGCUCCAAAGAAGUGCAGAGUGUUUCCCUGGAGUCCAACGCUCUCAGAGCUCUGCUCCCCACGGAAACCCACGGCCUGCAGAGCGUCCUACACAAGAUCGGUGGAACGGGAAAUUUUGUCUUUCUCUUUGCACAGACGGUGGAGCUGAGUGACUGUGAGAAGACCCAGGCUCUGGCCCUACGAGUGCUGCUGUCUCUGUCCAAGUUUAACCAACACCGUAUCCACGAAAUGGACUGUUACCAUGGUUACUCUAUGAUCCAUCAGGUCCUCAUCAAGUCCAAAUGCAUCGUAGGAUAUCAUAUGCUGAAAACUUUACUUGAUGGGUGUUGCAGUGGACCCAUCCUGCUCCUGGGGGACGAUGGUCAGUUCCGUUUGGACACUGAGUCGAUCGCUGUGGUGCAGGAUAUCAGGCUUCUCUCAGAUGUUCUGUUGGACUGGAAGAUCUGGGCCAAGGCUGAGUGUGGAGUGUGGGAAACGCUGCUCGCUGCCUUAGAGAUCCUCAUCAGGGUUCACCACCCUCAACAGGUCUUUAACGUUCGUCAGUUCCUCAAAGCUGAGGUGGUGCAUCGAUUCCUGCUCACCUGCCAGGUGUUACAGGAGCAUCGGGACGAGCAUCUGACUGCCAUCCCACAGGAAGUAUGUUUGUCAUUCAUCAAAAUCAUCCAGGAGGUCCUCGGCUCUCCUCCAGACAUGGACCUGCUGAAACUGAUCUAUAACUUCCUGCUGGCUGUUCACCCGCCGACCAACACCUACGUCUGCCACACUCCAUCCAGCUUUUACUUCUCCCUACACAUAGAUGGGAAGCUGUACCAGGAGAAGGUUCAGUCCAUUAUGUACCUGAGACACUCCAACAGUGGAGGGAAGUCUGCCAGCAGCUCUGUGGUGUCACUCUCCCCGACUGUUUUCACUGAUGCUCCCCAUGACGGCCAUCUCCACGCUCCCUCGCCUGAGCACGGAGGUGAUGAUCAGUCGUUACGCCCCCCUAGUCUGGCGCCAUCUCCGUACUGCUCGCCCCUGCUGACACCUCGACUCGGACACGGCAGCUCAAAUGAGGCGGGUGAAGGUGACGGGGUCUCCCUUGCCACUCAGCAGGCUCUCGGCAGCACGGAGACGCUCAAAAGGGGCGGAGGUGAUGAGCAGCUCCUGAGCAGCUGUGAAUCAGCCAAGACAAUCUGUGACUCGAAGGACACAGGUGAAGGAGCGGCCCUGCGUACGCCAUCCAUCAGCGUGGAGGAGGAGCGCGAGGAGGUAGCGGAGGUGGACAGUCUUGCGGAGGGGAGUGUCGGGGUGGCGGAGUCUGAAGACAGGUUUGAUUGGGCCAGUGAUGAAGCGCCACGCCGCCCUGACAGCUUAAAGGGUAUCCAGUCCUUCCAGAGGAGCCACAGUAACCUGGCCAGUCUGGGCUUGGCCUUCCCUGCUCCCAAUGGCUCGUUGACCAUCGGCCGCUGGCCCAGUGCCGCUGACCGAGGCUCCAUGCCUGAAGACUGGGAAAGCUACACCUAUUCUCCUGGUUACGAGAGGGCCCACAGCAAGACUGAAUCCAAUGACCGGUCCAGCACAGAGGACUGCCUGGUGCUGAUCUGCUGUGGACUCUAUGACCUUCUGAGAGGUGUCUUGCUGCUGUUGCCUGACCUCAUGCUCGAGGAGGUGAUGGAUAAACUCGUGCAGCCAGAAGCCCUCAUUGUCCUGGUCAAUCACUCAUCACCUCUGAUCCAGCAAGGAGUCAUGAAGCUGCUCGAUGCCUAUUUCAGCAGAGCUCUCAAGGAGCAGAAGGAGAAGUUUCUGAAGAACCACGGCUUCUCACUGCUGGCCAACCAGUUGUACAUCCACCAAGGCAGCCAGGGGCUCCUUGAAUGCUUCCUGGAGAUGCUGUUUGGGCGACCGGUGGGCCUGGAGGAAGAUCUGGAUCUGGAGGAAAUGGAAAAUAUCUCACCCUUCAGAAAGCGCUGUAUCAUCCCAGUGCUGGGUCUUAUUGAGAACUCCCUGUAUGAGAACUCCUUGGUGCACAGCAUCCUGUGCAUGCUGCUGCAGCUCGUCAACGCCUGCCCCAAGCUGGCAGACAUCCUGUUAGACCACGGCCUGCUCUAUGUGCUCUUUAACACCCUCUCCACCCUCAAUGGCAUGGAGAAUGGUAUUCCCCUGAAUGACUACAAGCUCCUGGUGUGUGACAUCCAGCAGAUGUUAGUCGCUGUGACGAUCCACUCCUGCAGCUCUUCAGGGUCCCAAUACUUCCGCAUCAUCGAGGACCUCAUUACCUUGCUGGGUUUCAUGCAGACCAGCAAGAUGCGUCGCACACAGGAGAUGGCUGUGGCUCUGCAGUUCCGCGUCCUUCAGUCUGCGAUCGAGUUCAUAAAGACAACAGCCAACCAAGAGCCUCAGAAGCUGAGCAGUUCUGUCAAUGCGCCGAGCUCUCCGCAUCACGCCAUCUAUCAAAAGCGCAAGAGCAUCGCAGGUCGUCGCCGGUUCUCUCUGGCCCAGACUGACUCUCUCCUGAUGCGGAUGCGCUCUGUAGCCAGCGAUGAACUCAACCAGAUGAUGCAGAGGAGGAUGAGCCAGGAAAACCCCAUUCGUGCCAGUGAGACCGAGUUUGUCCAGCGGCUGCAGAGGCUUGUGGUUCUUGCUGUCAACAGACUCAUUUACUACGAUGUGAGUCAGGACUUAUUUGACCUGCUGAAUAUCCCAGACUCUCCAGACCAACAGCUUUUCACACCAGAACCUGGUGAUCAACCACAAGAGGAGAGUGGCUCGGCCUCUGUCCCACAUUCUCCAACACCUUUCACUCUUCCACCUGCCAGCAAGAAGAGCUUUCAGAAAGAUAUCCUCAAACUCAUGAUGGAUGGAAUCAAGAUCAGCCUGGGCAGCACAGGUCGAGGUGGAGCCCCACAUCAACAGUGGCGAAGGAUUCUCUGGUCCUGUCGAGAGACUUUCCGGGUCCAAAUAGGUCGUCUGCUGGUGCACACACUCAGCCCUGCGCUUCCCCUGUCUGACAGGAAGGAGGCGCUUGAGUUUGUGUUUGAUCCCAGGCAUUUAGAUAUUCUGAAGGAGAGCCUCAGUCCGGGUCUAGAGCAUGGACCAAAGUUGUCGUUGUACCUGUACGAGAUGCUGCACGAUCACAAGGACAGCCUCACCAAAGACGAGCAGAGUGCCGUGGGUGUAUUCAUGACCUCACUCAAGCUUUGCGGUCAUCGCUGCAUCCAACCCAACACGCCACACAAACAAGACUUGCUCAAACUCAAAGAUGAAACAUUAAAGUAUGAAACUGAAGAGAAAACAAGUAAAAUGGCAUGGGAAAAGAAAAUGGCCAACACUCAGAGGAAUCUUAUCCAGAGACUGGAUGGAAAGUCCAAGGACAUUUCCAAGAUUGCAGCAGAUAUCACUCAGAAUGUGUCUCUGCGGCAAGGCAUGGAGAGAAAGAAAGUCAUCCAGCACAUCAGGGGCCUUUACAAGACAGACCUCAGUGCCAGCCGCCACUGGCAGGAGCUGGUGCAGCAACUCACACAUGACCGUGCGGUUUGGUACGACCAGACAUCCUACCCGACAUCCUGGCAGCUGGACCCCACAGAAGGGCCGAACCGGGAGCGACGGCGGCUCCAGAGAUGCUACCUCACCAUCCCCAACAAAUAUCUACUCAAAGACAGACGCCAGCCUGAAGACUCCGUGAAGCCAGCUCUCUCCUUCCUGUUUGAGGACAAGACUCACUCCUCCUUCUCCUCCACUGUCAAAGACAAAGCUACCAGCGAGUCCAUCAGGUUCACCAGGCGGUGCAUCAGCGUUGCCCCCUCCAGAGAGACAGCAGGGGAGCUACUUCUGGGAAAAUCUGGAAUGUACUUUGUGGAGGACAAUGCUGCUGAUGCUCAUGACAACCAGAGUCUUCAUGGAGAGACCGAGGCACCCUCUUUCUCCUGGACAUACGAGGAGAUCAAGGAGGUGCACAAGCGAUGGUGGCAGCUAAGAGACAACGCCGUGGAGAUAUUCCUCACCAAUGGCAGGACCCUGCUGUUAGCAUUUGACAACACCAAGUUCCGAGAUGAUGUCUACCACAACAUCCUAACCUCUGAUCUUCCCAACCUGCUGGAGCACGGAAACAUCACGGCGCUCACACAGCUGUGGGGCUCGGGUCAGAUCUCUAACUUUGAGUACCUCACGCAUCUCAACAAGCACGCCGGUCGCUCCUUCAACGACCUCAUGCAGUACCCAGUGUUCCCCUUUAUCCUGCGAGAUUACACCAGCGAGACGAUCGACCUGCAGGACCCAAACAUCUACAGAAAUUUAAGCAAACCCAUCGCAGUCCAGUCCAAAGAGAAGGAGGAUCGCUACGUGGAUAAUUACAGGUAUUUGGAGGAAGAGUACAAAAAGGGUAUUCGUGAGGACGACCCCAUGCCGCCCGUCCAGCCUUAUCACUAUGGCUCACACUACUCCAACAGUGGCACUGUGCUGCACUUCCUGGUUCGAAUGCCACCCUUCACCAAGAUGUUCCUCGCCUACCAGGACCAGAGCUUUGAUAUCCCGGACCGAACGUUUCACUCCAUGAACACAACGUGGCGUCUGUCUUCGUACGAGUCCAUGACUGAUGUGAAAGAGCUCAUCCCAGAGUUUUUCUACCUCCCGGAAUUCCUGGUCAACAGAGAGGGUUUUGAUUUUGGGGUUCGUCAGAAUGGAGAGAGGGUGAAUCAUGUGAAUUUACCUCCCUGGGCUCGGAACGACCCACGUCUCUUCAUCCUGAUCCACCGACAAGCACUAGAGUCCGACCAGGUCUCCCAGACGCUGUGUCAGUGGAUCGACUUGGUGUUCGGGCUCAAGCAGAAAGGCAAAGCUGCCGUCCAGGCCAUCAACGUCUUCCAUCCAGCUACCUAUUUUGGCAUGGACGUUUCGGCAGUAGAAGACCCAGUCCAGCGACGGGCUCUGGAGACGAUGAUCAAGACGUACGGACAGACGCCCAGGCAGCUCUUCAACGCCUCUCAUAUCAGCAGGGCGGGACCCAAACUCAUGAUGGAGGGGGAGCUGCCGGCCGCCAUGGGCCUCCUGGUUCAGCUGGCCUUCAGAGAAACCAGAGAGCAGGCGAAGGAAAUAGUCUGCCCGAGUCCACUGCCAUGGAUCAAAGGUCUGAAGUGGGGUGAGUACGUGGGCUCCCCCUCCGCUCCUGACCCCGUGGUGUGUUUCAGCCAGCCCCACGGCGAGAGGUUUGGAUCCCUGCUGGCUCUGCCGACCCGAGCCAUCUGUGGCCUUUCCCGCAAGUUCUGCCUCAUGAUGAUUUACAGCAAGGAGCAGGGUGUGCGGAGCAUGCACAGCACAGACAUCCAGUGGUCAGCCAUAUUGAGUUGGGGCUACGCAGACAACAUACUGAGGCUGAAAAGCAAGCAGAGCGAGCCGCCUAUCAACUUCAUUCAGUGUUCACAACUCCACCAGGUGACCAGCUGCGCCUGGGUGCCCGAUGGUUGCCAGCUAUUUACGGGUAGCAAGUGUGGAGUCAUCACCGCCUACAGCAACCGCUUCACCAGCACCACGCCGUCGGAGAUGGAGGUGGAAUCUCAGGUUCACCUGUACGGUCACACGGGGGAGGUCACCAGCCUGUUCGUCUGCAAGCCCUACAGCAUCCUGAUCAGCGUCAGCGACGACGGCACCUGCAUCCUGUGGGACCUCAACAGACUCUGCUAUGUACAAAGCCUCACAGGCCACAAAAGCCCAGUAACUGCCGUGUCUGCCAGCGAGACCACAGGAGACAUCGCUACAGUCUGUGACUCCGAGGGUGGAGGCAGCGACCUUCGCAUGUGGACGGUGAACGGAGACCUGAUUGGUCACGUGCACUGCAGAGAGAUCAUCUGCUCCGUGGCGUUCUCCAACCAGCCGGAGGGCGUGUCUGUCAACGUCAUCGCCGGCGGUCUGGAGAACGGCGUCGUCAGGUUGUGGAGCACCUGGGAUUUAAAACCAGUGAGAGAGAUCACCUUCCCCAAGUCCAGCAAACCCAUCAUCAGCCUGACGUACUCGUGUGACGGCCACCACCUCUACACGGCCAACAGCGAGGGCACGGUGAUGGCGUGGUGUCGACGGGACCAGCAGCGCAUGAAGCUGCCCAUGUUCUACUCCUUCCUGAGCAGUUAUGCUGCAGGCUGACUGUGUGUCUGACGUUUACGACUGUCCUGCUCUCAGCAAGAGGACCCCCCCGCCCUCCUCCUCCUCUUCUUUCCUCCUCCUCCUCCUCCUGUCGGCUCUGGCAGGGAGGAGAACGUGUCAGCAUGGCCUCAACCUCCCUGACUUUUAAAUAAAGCCAUCCCCAGCUGAGCAAACUCGACCACCGCCACUCCCAGCAUCCAGACAUGAUUCCAAAAAUAGUAUUAUAUGUAUAUAAAUCUAUAUUUAUAAACACGCUGAAGUGGAAUGUCGGAGGAGUGGAUGAAUAUUUGGCCGUGGCUGCAACAGACACUUUAUACAAAAUGCAUUUCUGAGAGUGUGUUUCAUUUGUCUUUUAUUCUUUGAUUCCUGCUGUUGUGUUUUGUUUUGUUUUUUGUUGUUUUUGUGCAAAGAUACUUGCCUGAUGUUUAUUUUCCUGGUAAGCUGCUAUCGUCUGGCCAAAGCCGGACCCAGAGUGUGAAGACCCUCGUCUCUCACCUCGGCGGCGCUCGGAUCUCCUGCAGCGCCUCGUCUGACAGAUUGGAGCUCAGCUAGCGUGUCCUGCUGACGCUGCAGUCGCUGGGAGGGAGCAGCCCUCCGUCGUGUCUGUCACCGGGAGACGUCCUGCUCUGUGGGAGUGGGACGCCCCUGUCUGCUCCACUCAAGUCUGAACACGAGUGUCACGGCCCAGCUUCACUUUGCGUCCGAGCUCAGAGGAGGGACUGAGAGGCGAUGGGUUGAGUUGUACCUUGUGUUGCCUGUUGUUCUGUCCUGCUUUUUGCAUGCUGAGGUGAUGCUGACCUUGACUGUGUGAAUGUGGAAAUGACAUUUCCUCUCAAGACGCUCCUUGUUUAAGUCCUAAGACCUGUCUUUUUGCAUUAUGAGACAUGUUGGUAUUCAUUUAUUUAUUAGAAACACCGUGAAGACUCAUGUUUUCUUUUUUUGCUCGUGUUUUACUGACUGAAACUAUCUGCCGCUUAAAUGCACUGGAACCACUUUCACUACUUUACUGAGCUCGCUGUGAUUCUUAGAAAGCAAUUAACGGACAGCGUUAGAUGCCUGAGGCCGGAGGAGAAGCAGAGAUGACUUUUGUGAUCCUCGCCGAUAUGCGACACCUGCUUAGUACCUGUGCUGCGUUACUUAAUGGUAGUAGCUGGUGGGAGAGGUCGACCAGCUUUUCCUGCACUGAUGAGGUUUACAGCUGACCUCAGAGUCAAACACACUACACUCAUCAGUCCAGGAAACCCACCGUUUGUUUCCUCAUGCAGCUUUUCUUUACAUUCCCACUGAACUUACUGCACUUACAGUUUGUCUGUUAUUGUGUCAGAAGCACUUUGUUUUUUAAAACCAGCUGUCAUUUAAUUCAAGAUCUGAACUGAGCUUUGAUUUAAUUCCACUAAUAAAUCCAGAAAGCAAUAUCAGACAUGCAGGAGGUUACUUUCCAUCGUGUUCCACAUGGGAAGAAAACAGGAGUUUGCUUGAACACGGCUGUGAAACAAGUCGUUUUGCCUUGGCAGCGAGUCUUGAAAACUGAUGUCUUAGAGUUCACACUUUGUGUUUGAUUUGUACAUGAGAAAGGGAAUAUUUCUUCUCACAUCAUUCCUUUUUGUGUCAUUUAUCCCCUCCUCAACUUGAGUUUUGUGCAAAGCAUGAUGUUACUGUGUUGUUUACGGUCUUCACUGCUUGUGUUUAACCUUCCUCUUCUCUUAAACCUCCAAAUGAGGAGUUUGUAUGAAUGUUUUUGAAAACGGCAAAAAAAAAGCAGGAAGAGGAUGACAGACAAAGUAUUAUUUUCUGUUUAUUGUAACUUAAGCUAUGCAUAAUUUAAAAAUCAUUGUCUUAGGUUGCUUCAAUUGUGGGGGGGGGUUUCACCUCUGGCUGUUUUUUUGGCAUCAUGGACUGAGGUUCUCAAUAUUUUCAGUUUUUUUUUUGUUCGUUUGUACAUAUGUGUGUAUGUUUGGACGAACCAAGUGAUAAGUAUGUUAUAAAUAUAUAAAUAUAUAUAAAUA
Messenger RNA from Acanthochromis polyacanthus (spiny chromis), 13835 nucleotides. It is a transcript of the gene lyst, whose product is annotated as lysosomal trafficking regulator. The transcript is spliced from 54 exons. Gene Ontology annotation, biological process: intracellular protein localization. NCBI's taxonomy places the organism in Eukaryota, Metazoa, Chordata, Actinopteri, Pomacentridae. Gene Ontology annotation, cellular component: membrane; cytosol. Bases 310 to 11829 code for a protein of 3839 amino acids. The record is from RefSeq and is a predicted model, not a curated record. Gene Ontology annotation, molecular function: protein kinase binding.